UUCUCCCACGUCGUACGCAUACAAGAUGCAACGCAGGAUUCCUUUAACUGUGUGCUCUUCUCUUUACCUGAAGCAUGUGCAUACAAUCUUCUGAACAUAUACCCGUCAAAUCCCACGUAGAAUUACUGGAGAAAGUGGAUAUUUUUGUCCGAUCUUCCGAUGAUUCAAGAUCCCUGAUUUUCAGAUUGAAGGGCCUUCAUGAUUUUGUUUCAAUAUGGAUAAAUAUAAACCAAGGAAUAUCUUGAUUACCGGGGCUGCUGGAUUCAUAGCAUCUCAUGUUGCAAACUGGCUGACACGGAAUUACUCGGAGUAUAGAAUCAUUGUUCUUGACAAGCUGGAUUACUGUUCGAACUUGAAGAAUCUUGAUCCCUCUCAAUCUCACCACAACUUUAAAUUCGUGAAGGGCGAUGUUUGUAGUGCUGACCUUGUCAAUUAUAUACUUGCGACAGAGGACAUAGACACAGUUAUGCACUUUGCAGCACAAACACAUGUUGAUAAUUCAUUUGGAAACAGUUUUGAGUUUAUUAAGAACAAUGUUUAUGGUACUUGUGUACUUCUUGAAGCUUGCAAAUCUUUCGGUCAUAUUAAGAGAUUUAUCCAUGUGAGUACUGAUGAGGUAUAUGGUGAGACGGAUGAGAAUGCUACUGUGGGAAAUCAUGAGGCUUCGCAGCUUCUCCCUACAAAUCCCUAUGCUGCAUCUAAAGCUGGGGCUGAAAUGCUUGUUAUGGCAUAUGGACGAUCAUAUGGGCUGCCGGUUAUAAUCACAAGGGGGAACAAUGUUUACGGGCCCCAUCAAUUUCCUGAGAAGUUAGUUCCUAAAUUUAUUCUCUUAGCCAUGAAAGGAAAGCCCCUUCCGAUUCAUGGGGAUGGGUCCAAUGUCAGAAAUUAUCUUUAUUGUGAAGAUGUUACAGAAGCUUUUGACACCAUACUCCAUAGGGGUGAGGUUGGUCAUGUUUAUAACGUUGGAACAGAUGAGGAAAAGAGAGUUAUCGACGUGGCAAUGGAUAUUUGUAGGUUGUUUUCGUUGGAUCCAUCUACUGUGAUAAAGUUUGUGGAGAACAGACCUUUUAAUGACCAAAGGUAUUUCCUGAAUACCCAAAAGCUGAAACGUUUGGGAUGGUCAGAGAAAACUAAAUGGGAUGAUGGUUUGAAGAAAACCAUGGAGUGGUAUGUAAGAAAUCCUGACUGGUGGGGAGAUAUUUCUGCGGCAUUACUCCCUCAUCCAAGAAUGCUUUCUUUCCCUUGGAUACGGAAAGAUCACAUUAAAGUUGGAGUUAAUGAGUCAUCUCACGCACGACAGAGUUCUGAUCAGGAGCAAAGCUUUACGCAAAAGCCGACUUUGAGAAUUUUGAUGUAGAACUGGGUGUUUAGCAACCUUUUCCAGAAUAAGACAGAAAGAAGGUGUAAAUUACGCUUCCUUGAUCAUCUCAGCAUUUGUAAAUUUCAACCAUUGCUUAUCCCCAUGGCUGCUGCAGUGACAUGAAGUCUACUUGAUCUCGGGAUAAUUUGGCUGUGAAGUUUUUGCCUGGGACUAGAAUACUUACUGCCUAACAUUUGUUUGAUGAUAGCGCUGGUGAAGGGCUUAUUCUAAAGCUUUGAGACCAAAAACAUGCAGGAUUUUUUGGAUAUGGUGGAUAUGCUUGUUUUGCUAUGUUGAUAAAGUACUUUAAUUUCCUUCAGAGAAACCACAGCAUCCAUGAGAGCGGAGCAAGAUAAAAGAACAAACUAACCAAGUUAAGGGAACGUGAUUCAGCACGAAAGCUAAUCAGGAUGAAUGUCUUAUAUGCAUUAAAAAUAUACAAAGAAAGGAGAAUAUCCACCGAUCUUCCUAACUGAAUGCAUUUAUUUAGCAUGUAUAUCUUGAUGUACCUUUUAAUUUUUUAUUAUUUAUUUUAUGUAUUCUGAGCUGUGAGCAUCAGGGGACAAUGCAUACGUCAUUCCACUGGGAGAGGUAAUUUUAAUUCAGCUCCAGAGAAGAACUUAGUCAUCUAGACCAAAAGAUAGGAUUCAUCUUGACACAACUGAUCCUGUUUUGGUUUAUGAGCCAAGUGCUCAUUUUCUUCCAUAGGUUGUAAAGUUUCUAGUUGAAUUGUUUUUGCUUGAUAUGAUAGCUGUAUUGAACUCAAGGUUCUUAUGUUUAAAGUCUUUAUUAAUACUGUAA
Messenger RNA from Sesamum indicum (sesame), 2161 nucleotides. RefSeq names its product trifunctional UDP-glucose 4,6-dehydratase/UDP-4-keto-6-deoxy-D-glucose 3,5-epimerase/UDP-4-keto-L-rhamnose-reductase RHM2. Lineage: Eukaryota; Viridiplantae; Streptophyta; Magnoliopsida; Lamiales; Pedaliaceae. Gene Ontology annotation, molecular function: dTDP-glucose 4,6-dehydratase activity. Gene Ontology annotation, biological process: nucleotide-sugar metabolic process. The record is from RefSeq and is a predicted model, not a curated record.